This is a messenger RNA of Truncatella angustata, 711 nucleotides long. RefSeq lists its product as uncharacterized. The transcript has 2 exons. The record is from RefSeq and is a predicted model, not a curated record. Lineage: Eukaryota; Fungi; Ascomycota; Sordariomycetes; Amphisphaeriales; Sporocadaceae. The coding region runs from base 288 to 611 and encodes 107 amino acids.
GUAUUUUCCAGAGAAACUGAGACCUCGUUUCUUCGAGGUAUGGUUUGAAGCCUGGGAUCGUGAUCAACAUGCUCGAAGUGCAGCGAUAUGAACCGAACGCAGAGCUAGCCAGAUAUGGGAAAAAGUUAUUGUCUGUCAUGUAAUUCUGUUUGUAGGAUGGAGUUCUAACCGUCUAUAUAAGUUACUGCCAGCAGAUGGUCUAAGUCUCUUCGUUUUUAAACACAAACAACAGUUUCUAUCCGGAAUCGAGUCACAAAUAUCGACAUCUCAAAGCUACGUAACAAAUCAUGCGUUCGUCUAUGUUCGUCUUGGCCGCCACGGCUGUGAGCUCGGCUCUGGCCGCAUCCUUCACGGUGGAUUUCUUCGAUGGGAAAAAUGAGUGCUCUGGUGACUCGAAGAGCACGGAAAUCGACUUUGGCAGCGACGUGUUUAAGUGUGUGGAGGCAAAUGGAAUUGGCGUUCUGCAAGUUUCAGGUGAAGAUCUGAAUGAGUGCGGGCCAUUCUAUUCCGACAGCAAUUGUAAUACUGUCAUGGUUGGAUCGGAGCCCUUCGCGUGCGAUAGCUGCAUCGGCUACUCCAAUGCUUGGUUCAUUGUUGAACAGGAGCUCUGAGGCAUGUGACGGUGAUAAAACGCUAAAUAUAAUGCGUGUCAGAGAGAGACAAUUUUGAUAGUUCCCAUGCUCGUCAUUUAUGCUUAUACCUGGUACGGUC